Molecule: messenger RNA, 413 nt
Organism: Sinocyclocheilus anshuiensis
Lineage: Eukaryota; Metazoa; Chordata; Actinopteri; Cypriniformes; Cyprinidae
Gene: notum1b
Product: notum, palmitoleoyl-protein carboxylesterase b
Exons: 2
Coding region: 42-413 (123 amino acids)
Molecular function (GO): hydrolase activity
Source: RefSeq, a predicted model, not a curated record
GUGAUCUGAACGCAGGAGGAGGACACGCAGUUCGCUUCAGGAUGAGAGGAUCCAGAGUUUUUAUGAACCUCCUGUGGAUUUACAGAAGCAUGGAGAUGAUCCGAGUUCUGCUGGUUCUGCUGGUUCUGGGGUCGGCGGAGGGCAGGAGAGUUCGGGGUCAGCGGACUCAGACGCCCGAGAGCUUUCCUCUGGACUUCACAGCUGUGGAGGGAAACAUGGAGAGCUUCAUGACUCAGGUGAAGAACUUGGCUCAAUCCCUGUAUCCCUGCUCGACUCAGAAACUGGACCAGGAGAUGAAGCUUCAGUUCCUGAGGAACUCAUCGGUCACCUGUAAUGACGGUUCACCUGCUGGCUACUACAUAAAGGAGUCACGAGGCAGCCGGCGAUGGCUGAUGUUCCUGGAGGGUGAGUGA